Exophiala oligosperma is the source of this 1587-nucleotide messenger RNA. RefSeq lists its product as uncharacterized. Gene Ontology annotation, biological process: ketone body catabolic process. The coding region runs from base 1 to 1587 and encodes 528 amino acids. The transcript is spliced from 3 exons. NCBI's taxonomy places the organism in Eukaryota, Fungi, Ascomycota, Eurotiomycetes, Chaetothyriales, Herpotrichiellaceae. The record is from RefSeq and is a predicted model, not a curated record. Gene Ontology annotation, molecular function: succinyl-CoA:3-oxo-acid CoA-transferase activity.
AUGUCGUCCUUUCUAGACACUCCUCUCCGCACGGGCACCAAAUAUUUCCGAACUGCUCGUUACUUUACUCGCGAUCAACGCAAGGCCAACGUCCUCCUCACGCGGUCCUUCUCCUCGACCCUGCGCCGAAAUGAAAUCAACAAGAUUGUCCCGUCGGCCGAAGAAGCCAUCAAGGACAUGAAGUCCAACAGCACCUUGUUGUGCGGUGGUUUCGGUCUGUGCGGUGUCCCCGACACGCUCAUCGACGCCGUCGCCCAGAAACCCUCCAUCACCGGAUUGACGGCCGUCUCCAACAACGCAGGUAUCCCGGGGGCCGGCCUGGGGCAACUCCUGUCGUCCAAGCAGAUCCGCAAGAUGAUCGCGAGUUACGUCGGGGAGAACAAGGUCCUCGAGCAGCAGUACCUGACGGGCGAGAUCGAACUCGAACUCACCCCACAGGGGACGCUCGCGGAGAGGUGCUCCGCCGGGGGCAAGGGCGUGCCCGCCUUCUACACGCCCGCGGCGUUCGGCACGGUCGUCCAGACCGGCGAGAUCCCCCUGCGGCACAACGCCGACGGGAGCAUCGCGUCGUUCGGCAAGCCCCGGGACGUCAAGGUGUUCAACGGCAAGAGCUACGUCAUGGAGGAGGCCAUCCAGGGGGACUACGCCUUCGUCAAGGCCUACAAGGCCGACAAGCUGGGCAACGCCCAGUUCCGCCUGGCGGCCAACAACUUCAACGGCGCCAUGGGCCGCAACGCCCGGGUCACCAUCGUCGAGGCCGAGCACAUCGUCGAGGUCGGGGAGAUCGACCCGGUGUCGGUGCACCUGCCCGGCAUCUACGUGACCAAGGUCAUCCAGAGCACGGCCGAGAAGAAGAUUGAAAAGUUCACCUUCCGCAAGGAGGGGGGCGCCGACGUCGCGGACGGCCUCGGCAAGGGCGACGCCGCCAGCAAGCGCGAGCGGAUCGUCAAGCGCGCCGCGCUCGAGUUCAAGAACGGCAUGUACGCCAACCUGGGCAUCGGCAUGCCCAUGCUCGCGCCCAGCUUCGUCGACCCUUCGGUCGAGGUCCAGCUCCAGUCCGAGAACGGCAUCCUGGGCCUGGGCCCCUACCCCAGGAAGGGCGAGGAGGACGCGGACCUGAUCAACGCCGGCAAGGAGACCGUCACCCUGAACCCCGGGGCCAGCUGCUUCGGCUCGGAGGAGAGCUUCGGCAUGAUCCGCUCGGGCCGCAUCGACAUGAGCAUGCUGGGGGCCAUGCAGGUCUCGGCCCGCGGCGACCUGGCCAACUGGAUGCUGCCCGGCAAGGUCAAGGGUUUCGGCGGCGCCAUGGACCUGGUCUCCAACCCCGAAAAGACAAAGGUCGUGGCCCUGAUGGAACACACCGACAAGAAGGGGAACCCCAAGAUCCUGAAACAGUGCGAGUUCCCCCUGACCGGCCGCGCGUGCGUCAGCAGGAUCAUCACCGAGUUGGCCGUCUUCGAUGUCGAUUUCACCGACGGUUUGACCUUGAUCGAGGUGGCGGACGGUGUGACGGUCGAAGAAGUAAAGAGCAAAACCGAGGCACCAUUCAAGGUCUCUGACAACCUAAAGACCAUGGGUUCGGCAUAA